GCCACAGCAGCGGGCCACGGCGGCUUAGAGAGCUGGAGCCGCGACAGCCUCCAGCGCGCGCAGGACCCGCCGACAGCCGGAGAGACCGACCGAAGGACGCGGGACCGGGUCGCCGCUGCCACCACGGGGCGCUCCCUCUCGCCCUCCGAGUCCGGCCACCUGGUCUUCCCCUCGGCCCCGGCCGCCUCAGACUCAACAAAAUGAAGCCAGGAUGCUUUUGGCUGCAUCUCACACUGCUUGGAGCCUCCCUGCCUGCUGCGCUGGGGUGGAUGAACCCAGGAACCAGCAGAGGAUUGAACAUGGGUGUGGGAGAGUCCCGGGAAGAGGAAUCCAGAAGCCUUGAAGUCACAAGAAGAGAAGGGCUUUCCGGCCACCGUGGGCUGCCGGCCUCCUGCAGGAAGAAGUUCUGCAGCCGCGGGAGCAGGUGCACGCUCAGCAGGGAGACGGGGGAGCCCGAGUGCCGGUGCCUGGAGGCCUGCAGUCCCAGCUACGUGCCCGUGUGUGGCUCCGACGGGAGGGUUUACGAAAACCACUGUGAGCUCCACCGUGCUGCUUGCCUGCUGGGGAAGAAGAUUGUCAUCGUCCGCAGCAAGGACUGUUUCCUUAAAGGUGACCCAUGCACCAUGGCCGACUACGCCCGCCUGAAGAAGGCCCUUCUGGCGCUGCAGACCCACCUGCAGCCACUCCAUGAAGGGGACAGCAGACAAGACCCUGCUUCCCAGAAGCGGCUCCUGGUGGAAUCUCUGUUUAAGGACUUGGAUGUAGACGGGGAUGGCCACCUCAGCCGCUCUGAACUGACCCAGCACGUGCUGAAGGAGCAGGCCCUGGAAGAGGACUUCCUGGGGUGCUCACCAGGCGACCUCCUCCGAUUUGAUGACUACAACAAAGACGGCCUCCUGACCCUCCAUGAGUUCUACACAGCCUUCCAGGUGGUACAGCUCAGCCUCGCCCCUGAGGAGAGGGUCAGUGUGGCCACAGUGACCGUGGGCCUGAGCACAGUGCUGACCUGCGCUGUCCACGGAGACCUGCGGCCACCCAUCGUCUGGAAGCGCAACGGGCUGGCCCUGAACUUCCUGGAUUUGGAAGACAUCAAUCAGGACUUUGGAGAGGACGACUCCCUCUACAUCACCAAGGUGACCACCAUCCACAUGGGCAAUUACACCUGCCAUGCCUCUGGCUACGAGCAGCUGUUCCAGACCCACGUCCUGCAGGUGAAUGUGCCACCCGUCAUCCGUGUCUAUCCAGAGACCCAGGCACAGGAACCCGGAGUGGCAGCUAGCCUGAGAUGUCACGCAGAGGGCAUUCCUAUGCCCAGAAUCACUUGGCUAAAAAAUGGCAUGGAUGUCUCAACCCAGAUGUCGAAACAGCUUUCCCUUUUAGCCAAUGGGAGCGAACUCCACAUCGGCAGUGUUCGGUAUGAAGACACAGGGGCGUAUACCUGCAUUGCCAAAAAUGAAGUGGGCGUGGAUGAAGAUAUUUCCUCCCUCUUCAUCGAAGACUCGGCUAGAAAGACCCUUGCAAACAUUCUAUGGCGAGAAGAAGGCCUCAGUGUGGGAAACAUGUUCUACAUCUUCUCCGACGAUGGCAUAAUCGUCCUGCACCCAGUGGACUGUGAGAUCCAGAGGCACCUCAAACCCACGGAGAAGAUCUUCAUGAGCUACGAAGAAAUCUGUCCUCAAAGGGAAGGAGGCGCCACCCAGCCCUGCCAGUGGGCGUCAGCAGUGAAUGUCAGGGACCGCUACAUCUACGUGGCCCAGCCCGCGCUGAGCAGAGUCCUCGUGGUCGACGUGCAGGCCCAGAAAGUCCUCCAGUCCAUAGGUGUCGACCCUCUGCCGGCUAAGUUGGCCUAUGACAAAUCACAUGACCAAGUGUGGGUCCUGAGCUGGGGGAACGUGCAUAAGUCCCAACCAAGCCUCCAGGUGAUCACAGAGGCCAGCACCGGUCAGGGCCAGCACCUGAUCCGCACACCCUUUGCAGGAGUGGACGAUUUCUUCAUUCCUCCAACAAACCUCAUCAUCAACCACAUCAGGUUCGGCUUCAUCUUCAACAAGUCUGACCCUGCAGUCCACAAAGUCGACCUGGAAACAUUGAUGCUCCUCAAGACCAUCGGGCUGCAGAGCCACGGCUGCCUGCCGCAGGCCAUGGCCCACACCCACCUGGGCGGCUACUUCUUCAUCCAGUGCCGACAGCACAGCCCCUCUCCAGCCGCCCCGCAGCUGCUGCUCGACAGUGUCACGGACGCCGUGGUCGGCCCCAACGGCCACGUUACCGGCACCCCACACACGUCCCCCGAUGGGCGCUUCCUAGUCAGCGCCGCGUCCAGCAGCCCCCAGCUUCACGUGCAGGAGAUCACGCUGCGGGGGGAGAUCCAGACCCUCUAUGACCUGAAAGUGAGCCAGGGCGUCUCAGACGUGGCCUUCCAGCCCUCCUUCACCCAGGGCGACCGGUACUACGUCUACGCCACGCUGGAGACAGAGCCGGACCUGCUCUUCCUGGAACUGUCCACGGGGAAGACGGGCGUGCUGAAGGGCUUGAAGGAGCCGCCCGCGCCCGCGGGGCCAGCCCGAGCCUGGGCCGGGCCCCGCAGGAUCGUGAGGGACAGCGGGCUGUUCGGGCAGUACCUCCUCACGCCGGCCCGAGAGUCACUGUUUCUCAUCAACGCGAGACAAAACGCGCCGCGGUGUGAGGUGGCGGGAGUAAAGGGGGGGACCACAGUGGUGUGGGUGGGCGAGGUAUGAAGCAGCCACGAGCGCCGCCUGGUACUGACACCGCAGCCCCAAGCAGGCACCCUGUACAUUUUUACAGACAAAAGCAAAAACCUGUAUUCGCUUUGUGGUUCAACACUGGUCUCCUUGCAAGUUUCCUAGUAUAAGGUAUGCGCUGCUAACGAGAUGGGGGUUUUUCGUUAGGACGUAUGAUUUCUGCCUUGAGCUACGAUGAGAAUAUGCUGCCGUGUAAAGGAAUCAUUUCUGCGCCCGGCUACGCGCCACGUUACCUGGGCCGCCAUGGAACCAGGAGCUCCUGCUUUCCAGGCGAUGCUUCUGUCGGUUGCCUUCGCCUAGUUAUUCUCCAGGGUCCGGCCAGACUUCACCCUGAUGGUGUGGCCUGAAGACACAGGCUCCCCGGGGCAGGGCUCUCCCUCCUGGCGUGAGAGCCACAUCGCCCUCGCUCUGGACCUCAUUUUCUCCUUCGCAGUUGCUUCUUGCUUUUCUUUCCAUUUGACUUGUUGUAAGCCUGAGGGAGAGCCAACAAGACUUAUUGCAUCUUGGGGGAUGGGGAAAUCACUCACUUUAUUUUGGAAUUUUUGAUUAAAAAAUAAUUUUUUAUAAUCUCAAA
This is a messenger RNA of Balaenoptera ricei (Rice's whale), 3336 nucleotides long. RefSeq names its product follistatin like 4 (gene FSTL4). Gene Ontology annotation, molecular function: calcium ion binding; cell-cell adhesion mediator activity. The transcript has 16 exons. NCBI's taxonomy places the organism in Eukaryota, Metazoa, Chordata, Mammalia, Artiodactyla, Balaenopteridae. Gene Ontology annotation, biological process: regulation of BMP signaling pathway; cell differentiation; axon guidance. Gene Ontology annotation, cellular component: plasma membrane; axon. The record is from RefSeq and is a predicted model, not a curated record. Bases 201 to 2738 code for a protein of 845 amino acids.